ACUGAGGAACGUUCUUAUCAACAUCAUUCGCGCUUUUCUGGAUGGCGAUACCAGCUACGAUCGUAUUGAAGGUCUACAACCCAAAUUUGAGGACUGGCACUUGAAAAUGACUCUUUACGAGGUCAAAGAUUCGCUUUUUCGUAAAGAGACAUCAGGCGCAGAGUUUGGAACGACACAGUGGGCGAUGAACGUGUUACGUACAAGGAAUGCUAAAAAAGGUCCACAUGCUGCAAUGAAUGCCUACGGUGAAUUUUCGGAUAAAGAAUUAGAUGCACAAAUAGUCGCUAUUACAAUGGAGCACUUCAACAUGGCAACAUUUGAAGAUGACCCAGUACCGACAAAUAUCAAAACAGGAUGUGAGGAAGAGAAACGAAAAUGGAUUUCUAUGCAUGUUGAAGAUAUAAUAAAAAGGUAGAUUUAUGUGAUAAUAUAUGUUCAGUAAUGUCGUGACUAAUAAAAUUACAUUUCAUCGUAUACUAAAUAACAAAUGUCUAGAUACACAGUGGCAUAUGCUGACAACAUAGGCAAUGUAAGAGAAAAACUUAAACAAGAAGGCAUAAGAAAGCUGAAAAUAUUCAUCUGCUCCAAAAAUGCUACUGGAGAAUGUAAUCAUUGCCCCUUCAAAUCCGCACGUACGAGGGAUCUUCAUGAGAAACUGAAGCAUAACAUGGACAGACGCGAACCUGAUGUAAUACAGCAGCCUAUUAUAAAGGACCACGUCCUAUGUUAUCAGAAAGCCUUGUUCACUAUCAAUCUGCUACUCAAGAACUUAAUGAUGCAAUAAGACAGGGAGAUGGUGAACGAUUAAUCGAAAGUUAUAAGUUGGUUCUGCUUUACUUCAAGGCAACUCGGCAUCAUAAAUACGCAUACACCAUCCUGAAGUUGUUAUACCAAAUUAGAUUGGAACCGGAAAAUGCAUUCAAGUUGACCUGGGGAAGGUUCAUUAAUACACAGGGAUACAAAGGAAGAAAUAUAUCAAAUGAUCUUCACCUGGAACAUUUAAAUCAUUUUUUAAAGGAAUUACUGCGUUCAUUACGUAGCAACAUCAAUGAAAAAAAUGCUGAAAGGGUGUCGUAUACAUUACAAAAUAUGAAAGGAAUUGUUGACAACUUGGAAAGGUCACUGGAUUUGUCUGAGGUCAAGGGUCAUAGAAAGAUGCCAUCUACUAUUGAAGACGUAAAGAAGUUGGCACUUGCAUAUCAUCAGGCUAAAGUAUUUAGAGAAACACCAGGAAGAGAAUAUGAAUCGUUUCCAAAUUUUAAAGAAACAAUAUUAUGCUCAAUAGAUGCAGAUCAUCUACAUAAGUGGUUAUCACAGAAAGAACACGAUUUAUUUACUUUUUCAUAUUUCGUUUUUUGCAUUAUAUUUUAUAACUUUGUAUAUUGUACAUACUAACUUAAUAAAGUAGGACAUUUUGGAGAUUGAAAUAGGGCCUAUCUUUUGUGAUUUGUUAUUAAAGCAAUUUUUAGUAGAGUUUAAGUUUGAGAAUAGGUUCUAAAUUCAGUUUGUCAUUAAAAAAAAUCAAUAGUCAAGUUCACUGUCAUUUGACUCAUGUUCAGAGAAAUCUGAAAAUUCAGGACACUCUAGAUUCGUUUUAUCAACGAUUUCCAUGCUAUCGUCACAUUCUUUGUGAACAUCUGGAACUUCAAUAUCGUGAAACACAUCAUUGAGUAUUAGCAUAAGUUGCUUGGAAGUAUCUGUACCCAGAUUGAGAUUAUUUUGUAUAUAUUCCAUUGCAUUUAUGUAGGGU
Messenger RNA from Hydractinia symbiolongicarpus, 1750 nucleotides. RefSeq lists its product as uncharacterized. The transcript is spliced from 5 exons. The record is from RefSeq and is a predicted model, not a curated record. Bases 724 to 1395 code for a protein of 223 amino acids. NCBI's taxonomy places the organism in Eukaryota, Metazoa, Cnidaria, Hydrozoa, Anthoathecata, Hydractiniidae.